Bombus huntii is the source of this 6476-nucleotide messenger RNA. RefSeq lists its product as uncharacterized. Bases 188 to 6253 code for a protein of 2021 amino acids. NCBI's taxonomy places the organism in Eukaryota, Metazoa, Arthropoda, Insecta, Hymenoptera, Apidae. The transcript is spliced from 5 exons. The record is from RefSeq and is a predicted model, not a curated record.
GGAAGUGCCGCGAUCGACGCCAGCCAGAAAGUUGUCGUUCGCGUAAAUCGAAUCGAUACCGUGUCGAGACUGCCGAUUCCAUCGGGAUAAAACGAAACGAAGCGAACCAGCGUGUUCCUCUGGAGCGAAUAGAGGAGGAAUCGAGAGGGUACGCGAGGAAUAGUCACGACUCCAAAGUAGUGCAAAAAUGCGGAUGAAGCUGUUAAAGAUCGUGGUGGUCCUGUUGCUGUCAGGAUCGGGCAACGCCAGGCCGCAGAAAACCGAAGGAUCGAUUCAAGUUCAGCCAUCGAGGCCAAAUCCUGAGCAAUGGAGAGGCUCCGGCGUGCCCCACACCGUUCGAGAAGAUAGCAGGUACAGGUGGAAUUCCGGAAGUAGUACUAUUCCGUACAUUAACUUACAUUAUCGCGAUAAUGUUAAUCCUCCUAUCGAGUCUAACGUCGAGGUAAGUGUCGAUAAAACGAGACAACCGGAAUCAACGCGCUUUCUUCGGCCGAACUCGAACAACUUCUGGAAUCCCUCGAAGUUUCAACCAAGAAACUCAGGAAAGAUAAUCGACAAACAAAGUACGAGCAUGUUUCAUGAACGAUCAAUUAAAGGCGACCAUCUAACCAGGUUUAGAAACACGUCUCGUCGUCAAUCUAUAGUGCCAAAGAAUCAUAGCACUGUUUCAGGUGAUUCCACUAAAGAAUCAGCCAAUUGCUUCUCAAAAACAGAUCAGAGACUUAAUGUAGGUUAUAGACGCGUACCGCUUCCAAAUUCGAGAAUUUCGAACGCGAAGAUAGCCACUAGAAGAAAUUCCACGAAAAAUGGCCCUACGCGAGAUUUCACGCGCGAUAGUCCGCGGAGAAAGGCGAAUGAUAUGUUGAUGAAUAAUUCAGGAUCCAAUGUCGUAACCUUGAGCCAGAAUUCGGAAUUCUCGGGUCAGGAGGAAGUGUUUUCGCUCACGCUGGACAAAAAGGUCGAGUCCACGACUGCGUUCGAUCACGUCGCGGCCAUCAGAAAGAUCACAAGCAUGUUGACUCGCAAUCAGACUACCUCUAAAUUACCUUUAGAAAACAAACACGGCGUAGACGUUGGUAUUCCGUCGACUCUUUCUUUGCACAGCCAUUCCAAUCGUUAUUGGGGCUCCAAGCAUUCCAACAGAACAAAAAUUCGUCGUCCUCAAGGUCAUUCCUCUAAUUCGAACAAAAAGAAUCAGAAUAGGCUUCAUUUAAAUAAGAUGCACGUCAAAAGGAACAAUUCUUCUAUUUCUAACACGAGCUUGAAGAAUUGGCCCAAUAGUGCCAUUCAAAACGACGAAGAUUUUCAUAAUUACGAUCAAUAUACCACGAUAGAAGAGGAUGUGAAGCCAGAGGAGGUGGUUGAGAAACCAUUUCCAUUGAGAAAUUCCACUUUCAAUUAUCACAUACCUGUUUCGAAUCCCAAUUUUCAAGAAAUAGUUCACUGGUUGAAAAUCCCGGCUUUUAUGACGAAUGGCAGUCAUAUAAUGGAGAGUGAUCAACUCAAUAGUCCAAUUAGCCUCGCUUUUGAUCCAGUUUAUCAAAAUCUGGAACCGAAUAGGCCUUCUAAGCCGAAUAUCGUUCCACAGCUCAAGCCUGGCUUCAUUUAUCCUCUUCGUCCUCCGAGCUAUACCGCGGAGAAGGUGCCAAUUUGGCCACCGAGUGGCCCAUCGAGGAACAAGACUCAGGAUCCUUUCGUUCACAAUCCACAGACUCAGGUUUCUCAAAACACAGUUGUUCAAUUAAUAAAUACAGACUCGAGCAGGCCAAAUAGGACGACUCUUGGGACCAAAGUGCCUCCAGGAUUUAUCAGGCCAAUUCCGCCAGGUCCUUCAAGUCCUUCGUCCUCUUUGACCUCUUCAGGAUCUGGUCCGUAUCCCCCUUUUGCCUCUUUAGCUUCGUCAGGAUCUGGAUCGCACUCUCCUUCGUCGAGUCUCUCGCAAUUGUAUCCUUCCACCGCAACAACUUCGAAGCCAGGCCCAAACGUUCACAUAGGCUUUACCUCUUACGAGGACAACGAUAAAGUACCUGAUCAGAAACCUCAGACUCCGAUGGUAACCUAUGACCAAAGUUGUCCUACGAUCCUAAUAAACACUUACACGAGAAUCAAUAACACUAUUCAAAGCAAAGAAGGCUGUACAGACUUGAACAUCAUCAUCAAUUCCCAAGUGUUCAACACUAACGCCUUUAAGUCUACACCUCCCCCUCUGCCUGACCAAUCCAAUCCUGAAAAUUAUCAGGUUUAUGGAGACUCAGACAAAUAUGGUAGCCAAAUAGGUUCAGAUACCAAUUAUCAAGCAAUACCUAUCUACCAACCUAGUUCUCCAGGAUCUCAGUGGCCUCAGAACAGUUACUACGACUCCUCAAAGUACCCACAGAACCAGAAUCUUCAGCAAAACGACGUUUCCAACGUGGAGGUGAUUCAGGAUACCCAGAUCAGUAUUUCGAGUCCAGCUGAAGUUUCUCCUCCAGUCGAGUCUUCCUUAGAAGCAGUGGAAGAAACUGAUCCGUUAAACGACAGUACAGGUUCUUCGGCACAAGUUGGCUCAGACGUUGGUCAAGCAAACGAUUCUCCAGGUGUGAAUUCAUUAGUUCGACCAGCUGUGACACCAGCUGCGUCAAAUCCUGGCUCCUCAGGAUCUACUAAUAUCUCUCCGGCAGGUCUAGGCACAGGAUCAUCUUCUAUUCCAAGUCGUCCAAGUCAUGACGAUGACGACGACGACUUUGACUUGUCCCCCAGUGGUAUCAUGGAUUCCAUAGCUUCGGUGUUCACUUAUUUCACGUUUGUCAAUCCCUUGCAUUAUGGGUUCUUCAGCUUGGCAGCUGCUCCUUUCACCGCUCUCGCAGCUGGAAUGCUUGGUAUCGUUACUUUUAUCUAUCCUUGGCUGUUCCCUGCUUCGUUUAGCUUUAGCAGGGCUAACAAUAAUAAUGGCGAUAGCCUUUGGUAUAAUAUCGAAGAAGUGGUGAUCCAGUCUUUGGAGAAGUAUGGAAGGAUGAACGAAUGGAAGAGUAAGAGGAAGAAGAGGAAGGCAAAGGACAUAGAAUGGUGUCUAGAGAAUAGAAAAUUAACCUCGCCAAUGGUAGCUUUACUUAAUUAUGUUAAUAAAAGCUUUAAUUUUCCGAAAAUCGACGUAAUCUUUCAAUCUUCUUUCAGUAUCCAUUCGAACGACACGCAACGUCACCUGAAAGACAUGCACCACAUCGAUCAGUCCUUAAGAACGGUGGCCACUCAAUUACUAAACGUGACCAAUCCCGAAGAACCGCCAAAGAUCCUCGACAACGUGAUCAAGAGGCCCAUUCCGAGUCAAAAACCAAUCGAAAGAAACGAAGCCACUCCGAUCAAAGAGAUAUACGUGAACAAUGGUCCACCUGCUAAUAUUGGAUUUGGCAGACCGAUCAAUUCCAAGUUCAACUACUUCGAGACGAGUCAUCCAGGUCAAGCAAUGGCCAUCACCGAAGAAGAACUCGAAAAAGAAUUAAGUUCAACGCGUCUGAUGACUGCUUAUAAGAAUCAUGCAACGACCACUGGUGGAAUUUCCACAUGGAUCCUUCUAAACCCACCGUCGACAACGACGAAGACGACAGAGAUAGAAAAGAAGACGAAACAGCCGUUUCAAAUGGAAGUGAAAAUGACUGUGAAACCAACGACUUUGAUGGAGAGAGUGGAAACCACUGAAAGAGUGACAGAGAAAGUUACCAUGCCCGUAUCCACGACAUUAGUCAUGGAUCAGUCUUCUACUACAAAGAAAUCUGUCUCAGUCGACACGAAGAAGAGCACCGAAUCGAAACCAGAGAAAAUUCAAACCACAGAGAAGGUAGAGUCCAUGCAGAGUACCACUUUGAAGGUUCCACAGACUACUGCGAAUAAUUUGGAGAAUAAGGAGGCUGUUGUUAGUACCACGAAGAAGAUACAGAUUUUAAGAACGACACCUAAGCCUAAGAUAGCUACCACGAAGACUACCGUAUUAUCUAAACCUUCUGGUUCGAAGCCUUCUAGACCUAGUCAACAGAAUAGGCCUAAGCCUCCUAUGAGAAGAACUACUACCGUUAAGCCGGAUUCUGCGAAAAAUGAGACUGUUUCUACUGGUAAGAUAGAGAAGGUUACUUUCAGACCGGUUCAAAUGAUCACCAUUCCAAAGAACAAGGUAGAAAGCACCGAGAAGCCUAUGUUCGUGACCAAGAUCAAAGCGUCUAUCGCGAUGGACACUCAGAAGACUAGCACGCAGUCUUCGGCUUCUUCCAUGGCCACCAGUUUAGAAGUAACUACGACUUCUAGACCGACUACGAUCGAGAAUAAUCUAGUGGAGGUGUCUGUGAAGCCGAAACCAGUUGGUACAAAGGUGAACAACGUAUUGAAAGUCCAAUUGAAGAAGCCUCUAGACGAGACGACAAAGAUCGAAGUAGAACCCAUUAAGGUGAAUGCUCCCGUGUUGAAGAUCGAGAAAGUGGAAAAGAACGAGGUUAAGAAAGAAGAAGAGAAGGAAACAGAGAAUCUGGACAAUACCAGGAUAGAUUUAAUGAAAUUUGAUUUUAAUCCUGAACUGACCAAGAUCAACGUAAACACAGAAGUUUCUUCGACUUCAACGAGCACCACACAAUCGACGACGUCCACUUCGACAACUAAAAGACCUAGGAACAAUCCUAAGAGGAAGAAGAAUAAAGUCAGAAGGCGAAAGCCAACUACAUCCACCACUACAACCACUGUUUCUUCGGUGAUAUCUAGUACGACAGAGAAAGAUUUAAUAGAGGAACCAAUCGCUGAAAAUGGUAUACAGGAGUCGAAGAUAGUACCUGAGACCAAGGUGGCUGGUAAUUGGACGAAGACAAAGAAGAAGCCAGCUUCGACUCCCAUUAGUAUGCAGAUUUACAACUUCCUGAGUCGAGAGGUGAUGCCUAGUUUUGGAGUGAUGUCUUUGGUGGGAUUGGGACUUGGCCUGGCUUCUUACUUCUUGUAUCCGCUCGGAGGAACCGUCACUAGAAGAAACUACGACGUUGAGCCUAAAUAUAAGUAUAAUUUCGACGAAUACGGUGGAAACUAUGGUCAAAGGGAAGAGGAGGUCUUGUCUAAAGUUCUUCAGGGUAUGACAAUUGACGAGAACAAGUAUCCUGGCUCGAAGGACUAUGACAACAAUUACUAUAGGUACCAACAUUAUGACGGAGGUUAUGACGCUCAGCCAAUCAAGAAAAGCGAUCAAAGGUACCCUCCUUCAUCUGCAAUAUAUCGUCCAGAGAACACAGCGUCUAUACAUAAAUAUAAGAACACUGAUUAUCGUUAUUCGGAUAGUACAAGCACUCCAAAUUACUAUGACAGGUCUAAACAUCGCGAGUACGUGGUUGGAUCUGCCGCUCCUGGCACAGCCAACCGACAAUUCGUUGUCGGAAGCAUUCCCAAAGAGUACCCACCUUACGAAGAGAAGAUUCCUUCUUUAUCGACCCCAGGAAAGCUGGCUAACAGUUACGAGCCUACAGAAAGUGGGCAGAUACAGUUCGACCACGAUGUAAACCAGAACUUCAAUUUUCCUGUGGGGUCUGCUCAAAACUAUGGUCCAGUACAGACAGCUAGACCAGAUGACACUUACGAGGAAGUUGAGAUCACACCUACCGCGGUUGCUGUGGAGCAUGGACCUAGGUCUCUGAAGCUUAAACGGUCUCUCCUGGACUUGACAAAGAUAUCUCCAACGGAGACACGUCGUUCUAGAAAGAGAAGGGACUCCGUAAUUCAAGUUAUACCAUCGAAACGACAAUUGGAAGAGGAAGGGAAGGAGCAAGAUUUGAGCAACGAAAUCCUUAAUAUCAUUGACUCAGCUAUACCCGAAGAAGACUAUACUCAGAAGAAGAAGAACAAGAACAAGGAAAUGGAAGAUUUUGCGAAUAAAAGAAGAAAAGAGAAAGAGGACGAAAGGAAUCGACUGAAAGAAUCCACUACCAACAGUCAGAUUUUAAAAACGAGCACAGCUGCCCCUGUGGACACUUCUACGGAGACUACCGAGUCUCCUACUUUUUCUCCGAGUUCCACGGAAAGCGAUUCUGAAAGUAACACGACGAAUAAUCCGAAAUCGACCGAAAGCACCAGCGAGUGGAUCGAUCUGACCACGGCGAAGCCAACCGAGCAGAACGGUUUCAAUCUCUUCAGUUUCGUGAAGAAGAUCGCCGAGAUCAAGUUCAGGCUCGGUCUGACGCUCCUUAAACACGCCAGCGAGGGUUUUGCCAGAUAUCUUGGCCACGUGCAGAAGAGGAUCAACGGAGAGGAGUGAAUAGGCUCCUUCCAGGAAGCUGAAUACAAUGGACUCGAGUGACGACCGCGAUUUAUACUGUCACUAGGUCAGCACGUACCUUAUUCUUCGAGCACGUCAGGACAUCGUCUUGAAAACGGAAAUCCCUCGUAUCUUAACAUCUGUUCGAGAAUUUCGAGAGGGUGGAGACGAUUUUCGGACGUUUUAUGGUUGGAAAGGUCUUUCCACGAGGGUGACUUUCUGU